GGCAAUUCGAUGUCCCCAUACCAAUCGCAUUUUCCAAAUGCUGUUCUAAUUCUAAUUCACAAAACAUCCAACAUAAAGAUCUUUUUCCAUUUCUUCAUUCCAACUUCUACAACACCACCCAAUCAUGACUUCCGCCACCUUCUACCCACACUUUACCUCCCAAUCUAUCUCCACCAGCCCUGAGAUUUUCACCCAUACCCUCACUGGACCCAAAAACGGCCCUCCUCUUCUUCUCGUCCAUGGCUUCCCGCAAACACAUCAUAUAUGGCAUUCAGUGACGCCGCAUUUGGUUGAUCACUUUUCUCUUGUGUUGGUGGAUUUGAGGGGGUAUGGAGAGAGUUCUAAACCGAAAGGUAGUGAGGAACAUAAGGAGUAUAGUAAGAGUACUAUGGGUUCCGACCUUCUCGCCGCAAUGAAGCAUCUCGGCUACCCUCAGUUCUCAAUCCUAGCCCACGACCGCGGCGCCCGCGUCGCCCAUCAACUCGCUAUCAAUCAUCCGGAAGCUGUGACAAAGCUCAUGCUUCUAGAUAUUCUUCCGACUCUAACCAUGUACGAACUAGGAAAACACUCCUGGUAUCAAAAAUACUGGCACUGGACUUUCCUCUCGCAACCUUCUCCCUUCCCCGAACAAGCAAUUCUCGGGAACCCUAGCCUUUUCUCCGAGAAGUUUCUAGGGAAAGGUGGUGUGGGUAAAGGAUUUAUCAUUGAUGCGAAAGCGAGAGAGGUGUAUGAUGGAUUAAUGAGAGAUGAAGAGGCUGUACAUGGUAUGUGUGAGGAUUAUAGGGCUGGGGCAUCGAUUGAUCUGGAAGAGCAGAGGAGAGAUAGGAAAGAGGGGAAGAAAAUUCAAUGUGACGUCUUUGUGGUUUGGGGAGAGAAGGGCGCCUGUGGAAGCGAGUUUGGAGAUGUAGUGGGGCUUUGGAAAGAGGUUUGUGGGGGGAAGGUAGAGGGGGUGGCGGUGGACGGGGGACAUUAUGUCCCGGAGGAAUGUCCGGAGGAGUUGGUGAAGUUGGUUAAGAAUUGGUUUUGAGGGGUGAGUAAUAGGAGAUGGGCUAUUGUGGAUGCGGGUUGAGGCGGUGAUAUUGUCAUGGUAGCUCCUCAAUGCUAUGAUAUUACAGUAAAAACAAGAAAGUCAAUACUAAUACUACAUUCCA
Molecule: messenger RNA, 1151 nt
Organism: Botrytis cinerea B05.10
Lineage: Eukaryota; Fungi; Ascomycota; Leotiomycetes; Helotiales; Sclerotiniaceae
Exons: 2
Coding region: 125-1027 (300 amino acids)
Molecular function (GO): catalytic activity
Source: RefSeq, a predicted model, not a curated record